Neurospora tetrasperma FGSC 2508 is the source of this 417-nucleotide messenger RNA. RefSeq lists its product as uncharacterized. The record is from RefSeq and is a predicted model, not a curated record. The transcript has a single exon. Bases 1 to 417 code for a protein of 138 amino acids. Lineage: Eukaryota; Fungi; Ascomycota; Sordariomycetes; Sordariales; Sordariaceae.
AUGCGAUUUCGAACCACAGAAUGGACAUCCGGUCACCGUCUUAGGGGCGAUAAACCCACAAAAUGGCCCCAUUGCUUCAACAUGCAUACGGCGCAUAUACGUCAGGCGUGCACCGGUAUCCGUGGCCGAGUGCCGUACAGACAGAUGACAGUGACGGCAUUCCGCUUUCGUCCGGACUACCUAGAAACAUAUCGGACGAAGGAACUGCCCUUUCCUACAGUGUUCUACCAUAGUCCACUAAAGUUGAAAGCCAGACUGGCACAAUCAAGCCCUGCGUGCGUAAAAAUUAGAGAGGCAAUAAACACAAAAAUUGGACAAAGACCAAAACAUGAGCAUGGAGCCGGUAAAGGCGAGGCUUACUCUAAGGAAAUUCGCCUCGACACCACUUUAUCAAAACAGACAUCUCAUCACUGGUGA